This is a messenger RNA of Camelina sativa (false flax), 489 nucleotides long. NCBI's taxonomy places the organism in Eukaryota, Viridiplantae, Streptophyta, Magnoliopsida, Brassicales, Brassicaceae. The record is from RefSeq and is a predicted model, not a curated record.
AUGCAGGAAGAGAUGAUUGGGUUUAGUUGGGCGACUUUGACGACUAUAUUGCCUCAUGUUCCGUUGCUUAAUUCGUUGAUGGAUAUGUAUGGUAAGUGUGGCGAGGUUGAGUAUUCUCGGAGAGUCUUUGAUGGAAUGUUGUUAAAUAAGGAUUUGACUUCAUGGAACACGAUGCUAAACUGUUAUGCAAUCAAUGGAAGUAUUGAAGAAGAGAUGAAUCUGUUUGAUUGGAUGAUUGAGUCAGGCGUUGCUCCAGAUGGGGUUACGUUUGUUGCUUUUUUAUCUGGGUGUAGCGAUACAGGGUUCACUGAAUAUGGUCUACGUUUGUGUGAACGCAUCAUUGUUGGAGACGUAGGAAUCACUGAUUCAAAUGAGGACACAUUAAAGAGAAACAAUCUUUCUCGUUCCGCAUGGACAAUGACCGUGAUUGACGGUAGGAGUGAUGAUAAGAUUGGAAGUUGGAACAAUUAUCAGACUGGCGGAGAGUAG